Porites evermanni is the source of this 7848-nucleotide messenger RNA. The record is from the annotation of a GenBank genome assembly. NCBI's taxonomy places the organism in Eukaryota, Metazoa, Cnidaria, Anthozoa, Scleractinia, Poritidae.
AUGGAGUACACUUUGGAACAAUUAAACUAUUUUAGAGCAUGUUACAUCGCCUUUAACUUAGUUCCCCAAGGGCUUCGAAAAGUCUUUAAACAAGAGUGGGAUUUCCUUUACAAGACAACUGCAUUGGGGGAAUGGAAAGAUAUUUCACGAAAUGGCCGUGAUUUCUACAGCAAAGAAUCACGAAGGAGUCGCACCAAGAAUGCGCGACUUUUAGCGACAAUACAAAGGGGAAACACGGUGGAGUGGGAUUGCAGUUGCCUGUUUUUUGCUAUUUUGUACUCGGAUUGCAUUGGCAGUACUCUUAGUCCAGCAGUCAGAAAAGAAGUUGACGAUCUCAGACAAGUUCGAAAUGAUAUCGCUCACUUGAACGAGGUUGAACUUACUGAUGCUGAAUUCCAUAAUUAUGUAGCGAGAGUGUUAGCCGCUUUUAAUUCACUGAAGCUUCCAAUUAAUGAAGUUGAUGAUAUCAAAAACCAGACAGACUUUCCAACCGCUGAAGUAAAUAACCUUAAAAUGCAGGCUGACAAACUUAAAGCUGACUUGAAAACCAAAGGAGAAGAAAACAAAAAUCUAACAUCUGAAUUACAAUUGACUCAAGCCACAUUACAGACAAAGCAGAACGAAGUGAAAACACUCGGCGAGGGUUUAAAAACCGUAGAAGAAGCAAACAGAAAUCUAACCUCGGAAUUACAGUCGACCCAAGCCACAUUACAGACAAAACAGGAAGAAGUAGAAACACUUACUCAGGAAAUCAAUUCUAAAGUCGAGUCUUUCUGUACUCUGACAUCCAAGCCAUCACAUAAAAUCAUCAAACGAUCAAGUGAUGUCACAAGAAUCAUGAAGAAACUGGACGAGCUUUACAAUGAAAGUAAUGGGGCUAUCAGCACCAUUUAUCUAUCAGGAAUUCCAGGCUGCGGAAAAAGCCAAUUAGCUCGACAACUGGGACAAGACAUUUUCGAUAGGAGGUUGCAAGAAAACGACCGUCUUACGUUUGUUGCAACCCUAAAUGCAGAAACGCUAGAUUCACUUGCAGACUCCUAUUCUAGUCUGGCAAGACAUUUGGGAAUAACAGAAUACACUCUCACCAACCUCGAGACUUCUACAAAGGAGAACCCAAGAGAAAAAAUCCUGUAUCUAAAGCGAGUCAUUUAUCCAAAGACAAAGCAUUUCUCCAACUGGCUGAUAAUUGCAGAUAAUGUUGUUGACCUAUCAUUGGUUUGUAGGGAUUUGCCUCCGACCGGUAGUGAAGAAUGGGGCCAUGGUCAGGUGCUAAUAACUACUCAAGAUAGCAGCCCAAUACCCUCCAAUGCUCCACUUACUUACCAUGAGUCUCUUAGCAAUGGAAUGAAUCCCGAUGACGCAGUGAACCUAUUACGACAAGUAUCUCAGAUUCAGGAUCAGAACCAAGAUGAAAAGGUCGCUGAAGUUCUUGAGUAUCAGCCACUUGCUUUAGCAGCCGCUGCCUUUUAUGUACAAACCGUUCUGGUCAGUGGCUCUCCGAACUAUAGUUGGAAAAACUACUUGGAGGCACUUUCCUACGGCGAACGUGAAGCGACAGAAAAACUUCUUGCAAACCAGAACAGGGCGUAUUCCAAAACGACAACUACUGCCAUUGAAAUGGCUAUUAUGAGAGCUUUAGAAAGUGAUGACGUUCUUCGAGAAGUAUUGUAUUUGUUUUCUCUUUGCGCACCUGAGUCUCUUCCAAUGGAAGUUGCUGUUGACUUCGUUAAAUUACGUAUCACUGAGCAAUCAGAAGAAUUGAUCAAAACUAAACUUUUCAAAGCCUCCUUAUUGUCUUGUUCACAAGACAAAGACGGUUCAUAUACAUUUAUAAGGAUGCACAACAUCGUUCAUAAGGUGCUCAAGUCAAUUAUAACAUCUACAAUUGACUCAACAGAUAGAGUUCAGUGCAUUUCUGAUGUCAUUGAGAUCUUUCAGUCUAUAAUGGAAGAGAACAGAAAUCUGUUACAUUCAAGUAGGCAUGUGUUUGCCAAGUUACGUGUAAUUACGAGUCACUGCAAAGUAUUACAGGUACUUGUUAACACCGAUUUCACUAAAUCAAACGUAAUCCUAAAUUCAAUCAACCCUGGAAAUUUAGUUUCGUGGCUUUCCUUAGCCGCUGAUGUGUGCUGUAGCCUUAGUAACCCGUCAGAUGCAUAUCUUUUUAGUACGUCAAGCUGUAAUUUUAUACAUUUUCUUAACGAUUUAAAAGAGGACAAAUUGUUAAGAGCGGACACCUACAACAUACAAGGAAAGGUUUACAGUGACCUUGGCAGGUACAGUGAAGCUAAAGAAUACCACGAAAAGGCUCUCAUCAUUACCAAAGAGAUUUACGGUGAAAAGCAUGGUGAUGUAGCAGCAAGUUACAACAACCUGGGAAUUGUUUUCAGUGACCUUGGCCAGUACAAUGAAGCUAAAGAAUACUAUGAGAAGGCUCUCAUCAUUACCAAAGAGAUUUACGGAGAAAAGCAUGGUGACGUAGCAGAAAGUUACGACAACCUGGGAGUUGUUUACAGAAAACUUGCCCAGUACAAUGAAGCUAAAGAAUACUAUAAAAAGGCUCUCAUCAUCAGAAAAGAGAUUUACGAUGAAAACCAUGGCGACGUAGCAGCAAGUUACAACAAUCUGGGAAUUGUUUUCACUGACCUUGGCCAACACAGUGAAGCUAAAGACUACUAUGAGAAGGCUCUCAUCAUUAGAAAAGAGAUUCACGGUGAAAAGCAUGGUGACGUAGCAGCAAGUUACAACAAUCUGGGAAUUCUUUUCACUGACCUUGGCCAGUACAGUGAAGCUAAAGAAUACUAUGAGAAGGCUCUCAUCAUUAGUAAAGAGAUUUACGGUGAAAAGCAUGGUGACGUAGCAGGAAGUAACAACAAUCUAGCAAUUGUUUACAGAAAACUUGGCCAGUAUAGUGAAGCUAAAGAAUACUAUGAGAAGGCUCUCAUCAUUAGAAAAGAGAUUUAUGGUGAAAAGCAUGUUAUCGUAGCAGCAAGUUACAACAACCUUGCAGCUGUUUUCAGUGACCUUGGCCAGUACAGUAAAGCUAAAGAAUACUAUGAGAAGGCUCUCAUCAUUAGAAAAGAGAUUUACGGUGAAAAGCAUGGUGACGUAGCAGCAAUUUACAACAACGUUGGAGCUAUUUUCAGUGACUUUGGCCAGUACAGUGAAGCUAAAGAAUACUAUGAGAAGGCUCUCAUCAUUACCAAAGAGAUUUACGGUGAAAACCAUGGUGACGUAGCAAAAAGUUACAACAAUCUUGGAGCUGUUUUCACUGACCUUGGCCAGUACAGUGAAGCUGAAGAAUACUAUAAAAAGGCUCUCAUCAUUAGAAAAGAGCUUUAUGGUGAAAAGCAUGCUGACGUAGCAGCAAGUUACAACAACCUUGGAGCUGUUUUCAGUGACCUUGGCCAGUACAGUAAAGCUAAAGAAUACUAUGAGAAGGCUCUCAUCAUUAGAAAAGAGAUUUAUGGUGAAAAGCAUGGCGACGUAGCAACAAGUUACAUCAUCCUUGGAGCUGUUUUCAGUGAACUUGGCCAGUACAGUAAAGCUGAAGAAUACUAUGAAAAGGCUCUCAUCAUUAGAAAAGAGAUUUAUGGUGAAAAGCAUGGUGACAUAGCAGCAAGUUACAACAACCUUGGGGCUGUUUUCAGUGCCCUUGGCCAGUACAGUGAAGCUAAAGAAUACUAUGAGAAGGCUCUCAUCAUUAGAAAAGAGAUUUACGGUGAAAACCAUGGUGAGGUGGCAACAAGUUACAACAACCUUGGAGCUGUUUUCACUGACCUUGGCCAGUACAGUGAAGCUGAAGAAUACUAUGAAAAGGCUCUCAUCAUUAGAAAAGAGCUUUAUGGUGAACAGCAUGGUGACGUAGCAGCAAGUUACAACAACCUUGGAGCUGUUUUAAGUGACGUUGGCCAGUACAGUGAAGCUAAAAAAUACUAUGAGAAGGCACUCAUCAUUAGAAAAGCCAUUUAUGGUGAAAAGCAUGGGGACGUAGCAACAAGUUAUAUCAUCCUUGGAGCUGUUUUCGGUGAACUUGGCCAGUACAGUGAAGCUAAAGAAUACUAUGAGAAGGCUCUCAUCAUUAGAAAAGAGAUUUAUGGUAAAAAGCAUGGUGACGUAGCAGCAAGUUACAACAACCUUGGAGCUGUUUUCAGUGACCUUGGCCAGUACAGUGAAGCUAAAAAAUACUAUGAAAAGGCUCUCAUCAUUAGAAAAGAGAUUUAUGGUGAAAAGCAUGGUGACGUAGCAGCAAGUUACAACAACCUUGGAGCUGUUUUCAGUGACCUUGGCCAGUACAGUGAAGCUGAAAAAUACUAUGAAAAGGCUGUCAUCAUUAGCAGAGAGAUUUAUGGUGAAAAGCAUGGUGACGUAGCAGCAAGUUACAACAACCUUGGAGCUGUCUUCGGUGACCUUGGCCAGUACAGUGAAGCUAAACAAUACUUUGAGAAGGCACUCAUCAUUAGAAAAGAGAUUUAUGGUGAAAAGCAUGGCGACGUAGCAACAAGUUACAACAUCCUUGGAGCUGUUUUCAGUGACCUUGGCCAGUACAGUGAAGCUAAAGAAUACUAUGAGAAGGCUCUCAUCAUUAGAAAAGAGAUUUAUGGUGAAAAGCAUGGUGACGUAGCAGCAAGUUACAACAACCUUGGAGCUGUUUUCAGUGACCUUGGCCAGUACAGUGAAGCUAAAGAAUACUAUGAGAAGGCUCUCAUCAUUAGAAAAGAGAUUUAUGGUGAAAAGCAUGGUGACGUAGCAGCAAGUUACAACAACCUUGGAGCUGUUUUCAGUGACCUUGGCCAGUACAGUGAAGCUAAAGAAUACUAUGAGAAGGCUCUCAUCAUUAGAAAAGAGAUUUAUGGUGAAAAGCAUGGUGACGUAGCAGCAAGUUACAACAACCUUGGAGCUGUUUUCAGUGACCUUGGCCAGUACAGUGAAGCUAAAGAAUACUAUGAGAAGGCUCUCAUCAUUAGAAAAGAGAUUUAUGGUGAAAAGCAUGGUGACGUAGCAGCAAGUUACAACAACCUUGGAGCUGUUUUCAGUGACCUUGGCCAGUACAGUGAAGCUAAAGAAUACUAUGAGAAGGCUCUCAUCAUUAGAAAAGAGAUUUAUGGUGAAAAGCAUGGUGACGUAGCAGCAAGUUACAACAACCUUGGAGCUGUUUUCAGUGACCUUGGCCAGUACAGUGAAGCUAAAGAAUACUAUGAGAAGGCUCUCAUCAUUAGAAAAGAGAUUUAUGGUGAAAAGCAUGGUGACGUAGCAGCAAGUUACAACAACCUUGGAGCUGUUUUCAGUGACCUUGGCCAGUACAGUGAAGCUGAAAAAUACUAUGAAAAGGCUGUCAUCAUUAGCAGAGAGAUUUAUGGUGAAAAGCAUGGUGACGUAGCAGCAAGUUACAACAACCUUGGAGCUGUCUUCGGUGACCUUGGCCAGUACAGUGAAGCUAAACAAUACUAUGAGAAGGCACUCAUCAUUAGAAAAGAGAUUUAUGGUGAAAAGCAUGGCGACGUAGCAACAAGUUACAACAUCCUUGGAGCUGUUUUCAGUGAACUUGGCCAGUACAGUGAAGCUGAAGAAUACUAUGAGAAGGCUCUCAUUAUUAGAAAAGAGAUUUAUGGUGAAAAGCAUGGUGACGUAGCAGCAAGUUACAACAACCUUGGAGCUGUUUUCGGUGCCCUUGGCCAGUACAGUGAAGCAAAAGAAUACUAUGAGAAGGCUCUCAUCAUUAGAAAAGAGAUUUAUGGUGAAAACCAUGGUGACGUAGCAACAAGUUACAACAACCUUGGAGCUGUUUUCACUGACCUUGGCCAGUACAGUGAAGCUAAAGAAUACUAUGAGAAGGCUCUCAUGAUUAGAAAAGAGAUUUAUGGUGAAAAGCAUGGCGACGUAGCAGCAAGUUACAUCUUCCUUGGAGCUGUUAACAGUGAACUUGGCCAGUACAGUGAAGCUAAAGAAUGUCAUGAGAAGGCUCUCAUCAUUAGCAGAGAGAUUUACGGUGAAAGGCAUGGUGACGUAGCAGCAAGCUACAACAACCUAGGAGUUGUUUUCAGUGACCUUGGCCAGUACAUUAAAGCUAAAGAAUACUAUGAGAAGGCUCUCAUCAUUAGAAAUGAGAUUUAUGGUGAGAAGCAUGGUGAGGUAGCAGCAAGUUACAACAACCUUGGAGCUGUAUUCACUAACCUUGGCCAGUACAGUGAAGCUAAAGAAUACUAUGAGAAGGCUCUCAUCAUUACCAAAGAGAUUUAUGGUGAAAAGCAUGGUGACGUAGCAGCAAGUUACAGCAACCUUGGAGCUGUGUUUAGUGACCUUGGCCAGUACAGUGAAGCUAAAGAAUAUCAUGAGAAGGCUCUCAUCAUUAGCAGAGAGAUUUAUGGUGAAAAGCAUCGUGACGUAGCAAAAUGUUACAACAACCUUGGAGCUGUUUUCAGUGACCUUGGACAGUACAGUGAAGCUAAAGAAUACUAUGAGAAGGCUCUCAUCAUUAAAAAAGUGAUUUGCGGUGAAAAGCAUGGUGAGGUAGCAGCAAGUUACAUCAACCUUGGAGCUGUUUUCAGUGACCUUGGCCAGUACAGUGAAGCUAAAGAAUACUAUGAGAAGGCUCUCAUCAUUACCAAAGAGAUUUAUGGUGAAAAGCAUGGUGACGUAGCAGCAAGUUACAACAACCUUGGAGCUGUGUUUAGUGACCUUGGACAGUACAGUGAAGCUAAAGAAUAUUAUGAGAAGGCUCUUAUCAUAACCAAAGAGAUUUAUGGUGAAAAACAUGGUGACGUAGCAGCAAGUUACUUCAACGUAGGAGUUGUCUACAGAAACCUUGGCCAGUACAGUGAAGCUAAAGAAUACUAUGAGAAGGCUCUCAUCAUUACCAAAGAGAUUUACGGUGAAAAGCAUGGUGACGUAGCAGGAGGUUACAUCAACCUUGGAGCUGUUUUCAGUGACAUUGGCCAGUACAGUGAAGCUAAAGAAUACUACGAGAAGGCUCUCAUCAUUAGAAAAGAGAUUUAUGGUGAAAAGCAUGGUAACGUAGCAGAAAGUUACAACAACCUGGGAAUAGUUUACAGAAAACUUGGCCAGUACAGUGAAGCUAAAGAAUAUUAUGAGAAGUCUCUCAUCACUACCAAAGAGAUUUACGGAGAAAAGCAUGUUGACGUAGCAGCAAGUUACAACAACCUGGGAGUUGUUUACAGAAACCUUGGCCAGUACAGUGAAGCCAUAGAAUACUGUGAGAAGGCUCUCAUCAUUAGAAAAGAGAUUUACGAUGAAAAGCAUUGCGACGUAGCAGCAAGUUACAACAAUCUGGGAAUUGUUUUCAUUGACCUUGGCCAGUACAGUGAAGCCAAAGAAUACUAUGAGAAGGCUCUCAUCAUUAGAAAAGAGAUUUACGGUGAAAAGCAUGGUGACGUAGCAGCAAGUAACAACAAUCUGGGAAUUGUUUACAGAAAACUUGGCCAGUACAGUAAAGCUAAAGAAUACUAUGAGAAGGCUCUCAUCAUUAGAAAAGAGAUUUAUGGUGAAAAGCAUGGUGACGUAGCAGCAAGUAACAACAAUCUGGGAAUUGUUUACAGAAAACUUGGCCAGUACAGUGAAGCCAAAGAAUACUAUGAGAAGGCUCUCAUCAUUAGAAAAGAGAUUUAUGGUGAAAAGCAUGGUGACGUAGCAGCAAGUUACAACAACGUUGGAGCUGUUUACAGUGACCUUGGCCAGUACAGUGAAGCUAAAGAAUACUAUGAAAAGGCUCUCAUCAUUAGAAAGGAAAUUUACGGUGAUCAUCAUGCUUUGACUGAGGAAACGUUCCGCACCUUAAAGAUAGUUGAUCGGGAAAUAAAAGCUCGGACAGUUAAUUGCAUUAUUAUCUAA